This is a messenger RNA of Lotus japonicus, 1923 nucleotides long. RefSeq lists its product as uncharacterized. Bases 101 to 1513 code for a protein of 470 amino acids. NCBI's taxonomy places the organism in Eukaryota, Viridiplantae, Streptophyta, Magnoliopsida, Fabales, Fabaceae. Gene Ontology annotation, biological process: tRNA processing. The record is from RefSeq and is a predicted model, not a curated record. The transcript is spliced from 10 exons. Gene Ontology annotation, molecular function: sulfurtransferase activity.
GCCAAGCCCCAUAGGUGGGGUGCCAAACCCAACUCCCUGUAGUGAGCAAUGGCGUAAACGUAAAUGGAUGAGGUGAGAGCUGAGAACAAUUGAAAGAAAAAUGUUUCGAGUGGCGGUGCGAUGGAAUUGGAGGCCAAUGGCUUCUUCUCUCCCUCUAACUCACUUCUUCCCACUCAACCCUAGGCCUCGAUUCCGCACCUCCAAGCUCUUCUGUUCCGCCGACCUGCAACCAUACCUCCGCUGCUCCAUGCCGCAGAAGCCUCUCCGAGUCGCCGUUCUCGUUAGCGGCGGCGUCGACAGCAGCGUCGCUCUCCGUCUCCUCCACUCCGCCGGCCAUUCCUGCACCGCCUUCUACCUCAAGAUAUGGUUUCAAGAAGAUUUUGAGAACUACUGGUCGGAAUGCCCCUGGGAAGAGGAUUUGAAGUUUGCCAAAGCUGUUUGCAAUCAGGUUGAAGUACCAUUACAAGUUGUUCAUUUGACUGAUGAAUAUUGGAACAAUGUGGUUUCUUACAUCAUUGAAGAGUAUCGUUGUGGCCGAACGCCUAACCCAGAUGUUCUUUGCAAUACAAGAAUAAAGUUCGGUGCAUUCUUGGAUGCUAUCAACGGUAUGGGUUUUGACUAUGUUGCCUCUGGGCAUUAUGCAAAGGUUAUCCACCCGUUUGAAGAUCAGAUGGAUGAGCUUUCUGUUCUUGAAUUAUCACAAGACAUGGUGAAGGACCAAACAUACUUUCUCUCUCACCUCUCACAAUCCCAGUUGAAGCGACUUCUUUUUCCGCUUGGUUGUAUUCCCAAGGAUGAAGUUCGUAGGUUGGCCACCAAAUUUGAUCUACCGAAUAAGGAUAGAAAGGAUUCCCAGGGAAUAUGCUUUUUGGGCAAGAUAAGAUUCAGUGAAUUUGUUGCAAGACAUAUUGGGGAGAGAGAAGGUAUCAUACUGGAAGCUGAGACAGGAGAUUUCCUUGGCAAACACCGGGGCUUUUGGUUUUAUACUAUUGGUCAGCGUCAGGGUCUACGGUUACCUGGAGGCCCAUGGUAUGUUGUUGAGAAGGAUGUUAAAAACAAUGUAGUUUUUGUGUCAAGAAAUUACUUUUCCUUUGACAAAAGAAGGCGCAUAUUUCGUGUUGGCUCUUUAAAAUGGUUUAGUGGGUUACCCCCUAGCCCGACAAGUCAGCUCAAAUGCAAGGUGAGACAUGGCCCUGGAUUCUAUAAUUGUAGCUUACAAAUGGAAGUUGCAAGUGAUAACCAAGUUGACGCUGCCGUCGUCCACAUAUCUGAAGACGAUCAAGGCCUAGCAGCUGGGCAGUUUGCGGCCUUCUAUGAGGGAAGGACAUGUAUAGGUUCUGGUGUGAUUUUGGAGUCCUGGGAUGAUCAAAGUUUUCCAGUCUGUGCAAAAGCUUUAGAAAUUGCAAGAAUGGAAGAUAAAUCAAAGAUUGGUAAUCCAGUUAAGAUAAAAGUUAAACCAGAUAUCCCACAAGAAGUGUGUGAUUCCAAAGAGUUGGCGAGUAAAGCAUCAUAAGGGAGUAACUGGAGUCGCUGCCACAGAACAAAAUAGGCUAACUUAUAAGAGGAAUGCAGUUUCCUAUUCCCUUUCAUGGAGAUUUUCUGAUAUUUGGUUCAGGAACGUUUUCAUAAUCAUGAUUAAAUUUUUGGGAGGGAGGGACGGCCACUUAAUAUUGCAAUAGGUUGGAAAGCAGGAGCUUCCAUAGUUCCAUUAUUCGACCUUUUGUAACAAAUUUGCACAUAGGGGUGAAAUAGGCCAGGGCCCUCAGUCUAGUCUGUCCAAUAAUCCAAUUUAAUAAAAAGGUGAGGCUUAGGUUUUUUAAAAAACUUUCAUUAAAUAAAUAGGUUAGGCAUAGGCUAUUAAAAAGCUUUGUUUGGAUUGUUUACCGGAUAUAUUAUUAUCAAUAAUAUAAUAUGAUAUUCUAA